ACCAUCCGGCCUGAUACUGCCUGCUCCUUGCGAAAUCGCCUCGCAGAACUUGGUCCAGUCGCUGCAGGGCUUCAGCUUGUCUAGCUCCUACCCUCCAAAGGUCGGUUGACAUGGCCACUAUGAAGGGCCAUCUCGAUGAUCCGCGCGCGCUGAGGGUGCGAUCUGAUAACAUGCUGGGCACUCACAGCUUGAGACUGCACAAAAAGCGCAAGAUAGAUGCUGAAGUCGCCGGCUCGUCCCGUCAUCUCGGAGCUCGACAGGCCGGCAGCAUGUCAUCGUCGUCAUCAACUUGGUCAGGCUCAGACGUGUCGACUUCCUUGCGGCGUCAUCCUUCGAGUUCCCCCGCGUCGCCUGGAAACAUGGCUUCGACGCCAAAGGACCCCGGUACCACGCGUACAACUACCCAUCGACCGCACUCCACUGCGACUCCGCUGACGGAGAUCAAGACGGGCACGGGAUUGCUGAACGUCACCAUGCCCGCAGGCGGAUUCGUGCAGUGUCAACCUGCGCAUCUCGGCAUUGCCGUAUCGCCCAACGCGGCGGUGCACAUCCUCAUCGCCGACUUCCACGACUUUUAUCAGCGGCUCGACGUCAGUCUUCCCGCUCCCAUCUUGGACGGCUGGCAGUGGCCUGCCGUGAAUUUUCCCGCGCGGACGCUGCUGCGCAUGCAGGUCACCUCAUCGCCGGACAACCUGACGAGCCCGGACUACGCAAUGUACGUCCGCCGCGAUGUUGUUGCGCUUGGGAGUAACAGCACGAUCUGCCUCGACGCCGACGACCGCCUCGGCUCCGAUGCAUCGCCCGACGGCGCCGACCCGGAUUCGGCAUCCGCGGCGACAGGCGGGGGCCACCAAUCGAAGUACUCGCACAACACGAUUAAGGGAAUCGCAGGCGUCCUCGGCGGUGUGCUCGCUCUCCUACUCGUCCUCGUCAUCUGCAUGAGCGUCCGUCGGCGCGACGAGAAGCGCAAGUGGGACGAAGCGGCAGCGUUGCACAGGAUUAGCGACGCGGGAAGCAUCGCUCGCUCUUUCGGACGCGGGCACGGGGGUUACGACAUGGGCACAGGCCCGGGCGCCACCGUUGGACCAGCACUACCAGAAUCAGCACACGGUCAGGGGCAAGGGCUUGGGAAUCUUCCCAGCGAGGGUGGCGGCCGACUUGUCGCAACGAGUGGUGGAAGAAGCUGUGGCAGGCGGCGUAUUGCAUGGCCUCUAUCUAACAUGGGCAGAGCGAUCCUCACCACGCCGUCCACUGCUGCGCCUCCUGCCGCCAGCGCCAGCCGUAUGGCUGGCCUGCGCUAUAUGGCGUACCUCGUACCUGGGCUCGAGGCGAGUCGCACCGUUGCCGAACCAGGCGGGCUUGAGGGGCGGCCGUCGCAUGACCAUCUACGGCACGACCCGGACGCGAGGGGAGAAGCGAGGCGCGCAGCUGCUGAUUCUUUCGAGAUGCGGAAUCGACGUGUACAGGACGGCGGAGAUGGCCCUUCGCUCCUAGAAGAGGGGGGCAAGCUGCGCGAUCUGCCGAGCUACCGGCAGAGCCAAUGGGAGGCAAAGCAGAGCCGGUUGCCGAAAUAUACACUUCCCAUAGACACCGUCAGCAAUCAGUAUGGACAUCCGCCGGAGCCACUGCCGUCGUCAACACGAGUAUGUCCCGAAAUGGGCGCCGCCGCUCCCAGGGCUCCUGGCGCCGCCUCGCCCCCGAGCUCGCGCUCGUUCGCAUCCGCUCUCGAGCGCCCAGCGGGCGAUGUGUUUGCCGGUUUGCAAAUGCCACUGCUACUGCCUCCCUCUGCAGGUGCAGAGGCGGAUGCGCAGCGGGCGGGCCAUCCAGUUGUGCGGUAGGACCCCUGAGAGCACGCGCACGGGUCGCUUUUCCCUUAUCAACUCUCACCUUCGCAGAAGAAUCCCCCAGGAUGCCCCCAUCCCAGUUGCUCGUUACCAUUAUCGCAUGCACGCCCCCACACCCAUCUACAACCCAUUAAUUCAUGCGACCGGGGUUCAUAACGGACACUCAUUCUUCUUUAUCAACGUCAUGGCAUACCG
Tilletiaria anomala UBC 951 is the source of this 2039-nucleotide messenger RNA. RefSeq lists its product as uncharacterized. NCBI's taxonomy places the organism in Eukaryota, Fungi, Basidiomycota, Exobasidiomycetes, Georgefischeriales, Tilletiariaceae. The record is from RefSeq and is a predicted model, not a curated record. The transcript has 2 exons. Bases 111 to 1838 code for a protein of 575 amino acids.